CCGCAUAGGAGCAGAGCUGCUGUACCCGGGAUCCUCCGGUGAAAUCCCUCCGAGCAGCACGAGGGACGGACAGAGGAGGAAGCAGCGAGCCGCCGGUGUGAGGUCUCGUGUCGGUGUCGUUACUGUCCGGUGUGCACGACUCCCGGUGUCCGUUAGUCCAUCAGAUGCCUCAGUGUGAGGACUCAUCAACCUGCUGGGGAGCCACACACACACACACACACACACACACACACGGAUGGAGCUGAAACUCUGAGAAUCAAGACUGGAACGACAUCAGGACGGCACCAUCUGUCUGACAGGGCACUGAUGCUUUGAAGCUCCGGGCCACGUCUGUCUGGCUGUGAGGAAACUCCAGACACAUCGCUGCACUGAGAGGAGGCAGAGAGGAGGAGGUCGGGCACUUUGGGAUCUGAUCCAAUGACCUGCAGGAGGAGAGCAGCAGCGUAGAGGCUUGAUUAAAAUGGGGCUGCAGAUCUUCGUACCUGCUGACAGUGUGUCCGAGGGCGGCUCGCUCAGUCCGCAGCCAUGCCAGACGUAAAGCCUCCUCCACCAUGUGACUACCCCUCCACCUCCUCCGCCGCAGCCUCCGCCGGCUCUCCUGCUGGCUGCGCCUCCCCCCUCGACCUCAUCAUCGACAUGGAGCCCUGCAUCGCCGACCUCCCCCUGUCCCCUGACCCCCUAUCCACGUUCCCCCGACACAGACCCGGCGUCCCUCACUACCUGGGCCUCCAGGGGCCGCCCUUCCCGCUCAUGGCCCGGUGUAACAGCAGCACCCUGCUCACUAACCUGGGGCUGAGGUACUGCUCCAGCAGGCAGGGCCCUCUGGGGGCGGGGCCGAGUCAGGGGGUGGCCCCGGGCUCCUGCAGCCACACAGGAAACAACGUGAGCAGGCCUUACAGGAGCAUGGAGAACCUGACCUGGAACACUGUGGCAGACUCUGGCCUGUGUGCGUUCAGUGCUGCCCCCUACAGGACCAUGGACAGUGAGUUUAUUUUACGCUACACCUCCACCAGUCACUGGUAUGACGGGCCCCCAGAUGGAUCUGUGUUGGGGGCCCAUGGACUCGUACCCAACCAAGAGAGCCUGGCGUUUUACCCGCGUCACGGGCUGCCCAGGAAGGACCUCCCACUCUUCCCUCAGCUGCUUCUUCCAGGUGGUGUCGACGAAUGGGACGCGAGGAAGGGCCUCAGGGACAAACUCCGCCUCCAGAGUGCGAGGUCAUCAGUUGAGCCUCUGAAGCCCCUCCCUUUGCGGCCUCAGGUGACCCCAGGAGCUGCACCCAUUAAACGGGAGGGUGUGCAUCACCUGAAUUCAACAGUUGCUGGGACCAGGCCGCCGUGCACGAUGCGCAUCACCAGCCCAGAGGAGAUCAAGCAGGAGGUGCUGAGGCGCUUACAGCUCCGCCGGCAGAACAGCAGCCCCAACCUGGCUCUCCACAGCUCCCCGUCCAGCCCGAAGGUGGUGAAGGUGUCCUACACCACAGACAAUAUCGCAGGAAAUGGGAGUGGGACAGAUUCAGCAUCGGAGCGCCGCAGACCUCCUGUGGGACGCCUCCAUAUCCCUACGUUUGAGGAGUUUAAGAGGAUGAGGCAGAGGGAGGGAGAACAGAGCAGAGAGGCCACAGCGGGUUCUGUGGCGUCUGGAAAACGUGACGCUGAGGUGUCUGAAGAAAGAGGAACAUCAAACAGUGAAAUACCUCUGACUGAUCGGACUGUUCCUCAGUCGUCCUCUGGUGGAGGAAACAGAGAGCACUCAGAGGAGGAGGAGGGAGGAAUGAGCAGAGGGACCUCAGAGAGACCUCCCUGUGACACCACUGCAGGUCCCGUCUACACCUCCGUCACCAGCACAUACUCCCCCAUCCGCACAGGCCCGUCCCCACGUUCACCCCUGCAGCCUCUGGCCAGCUCAGCCCAGGAGAAAGCCCCCACUGCUGGAGGAGAUGAUGAUGAUGAUGGUGAUGGGAGCAGCAGGCGCAGGAGGAGCAGUCUGGAACCAGCUGGGUCGGUUCCCUUCCCGCCCAGCAGGGAGAACUGGGGCCGGCCCUCCAGCUGCUGCCCGGCGCUCCUGCUGGAGGGGACGGACCUGUCUCGCUACGGAGCCAAGAUCUACAAGAUGAAGGACGGCCUCAUCGGCUCGGCGCUGGACCUCAUCAAGAAGAGCUGCAGUGCAGAGAUCUCCGCCGAGGCCCCCGUCAGGCUGUCAGGUGACCGGGACGGAGGCUGUGACAUCACCGCCCCCUCGACCGACUGUCAGCCCUCCGCCGUUGCCAUGGCAACGUCGGCAACGGCCUGCGGAGCCGAGGCUGGCGACGAGACGCCUGCAGGAGGAGGAGGAGGAGGAAGAGAGGAAGCAGGAGAAUGUCACACCGGUCUGGGCUGCAGGCGCUCCAGCUCGGACGCAGCUUAUGAGCUGGCUGAGACGGUGAGGGCGCAGCGCGAGUGCCGUCUCCGGCCCCACUACAGCGACCCCAUGCCAGCCGACGCCUCCAAGCGCAAACAGCUGGAGAUGAAGAUCGCUGCAGCCGCCCGAUUCCACGGCCACCGCAGAGACCGCGACAGAGACCGAGACAGAGACAGUGCUCCAGCAGCGAUCCGUGGUCGAUCUGAGCCCCCUGGCGAGGAGCGCCAGGCCGGUCUGGGUGUGACCCGGUCCGGUCAGCACCGCUGGAGCACCAUCAGCAGCCUGAGUGUCGACAGCGGAGUGGUGGGCCUCAGCGAUGAGCGGGAAGAGGAGGACAGCGAGCCUCGCCGUUACCGCAGGAACCGAGGAGCCGAGGUGGAACGGGUGGACAGCGGCAUUGGCCCAGGUCUGUCUCGCACCUGGAAGAGACCGUCCGCCUCCCUCAGAGCCUGGGAGGCCCAGAGACCCUGUCCAGACUGCGGACUGAGGGACGGGGCCUCCAAAGAGCGAGGAGAGCGCAUGUGCGAACGUUGCUCCAAGCUGCGCACUGAGCGCAAGGAGGCCAUCCUGGAGUUUCUGAACACGGAGUCGAGCUACGGCGAGGACCUGCGCAUCAUCAAGGAGGAGUUCUACUGCCCCAUGCAGAGCGCCGGGCUGCUGACCGCCGAGCAGCUCACCGUGGUGUUCAGUAACGUUCAGGAGCUGAUCGACGUCAACGAUCGCUUCACUGAACACCUCCAGGACAACAUCGACCAGGCCUUUGACCAGGGAGACGAGGAUCUGCUCACGGUGUACAUAGGAGAGAUCUUUCUGGAGUUCGUCAACAUGCUGCCGGCCUUCCAGACCUACUGCCUGCAGCAGUCCACGUCUGUCAACUUGCUAAACACGCUGGAGAAGGAGAAAGAGCUGCUCAGAAUCUUCUUGGAUGUUUCCCAGAAUGACAACACGGCACUGCGUCGCAUGAACCUGCGCUCCUUCCUCAUGGCGCCCCUCCAGCGCGUCACUAAAUACCCGCUUCUAUUGAGCCGCAUCAUCAAGGUCACUCCCGAAUGUCACCCCGACUACGCGCGUCUCCGUGAGGCCAAGAGUCGUGUGGAAUCCCAUCUGGAGCACAUCAACAUGAAGACCAAACAGGAGGGCAAUGGCGUCACCUGGUCACUGCGUUCAUUCCGCCGUGACAGCCGCAAAAACCGCGAGGUCAUCAACAUUGAGAUGAGAGAGGUGUCGAUGAAGACGGUGGGCUGGGCCAGAGAGAACACGCGGUUUGUCAUGGAGGGGCCACUCCAGCUGUCCCAGCCGGCAGAUGGUCAGUGGGUGAAGAAGGGCAGCAAGGCCCUCAAGUUCCAAAAUGUCCAGAGUCUGCUGAUGGUGAGGACACUGCGGGCCGGGGAGGCCCCAGGACAGGACCCGGGGGCCCGGGGGGAACAGGGAGAAGGCGGUGGUGACGGCAUACGAGACGGAGUGCUGGUUCUAAUCAAAGACAAGAGCAGCGGGAAGUUCACCGUGCUCAGAGAGCCCAUCCGACUGGGCAACUGUGUGGUGUCCACAGACCCGGACUGCGAGGACACGUUUGAGGUGCUCGAUAUUCGGCGCGAGUCUUUUGUUUUCCGCGCCUCGGACAAAUCUCGCACCCAGCAGUGGUUCCAUCAGAUCAAGAGGUACGCUCGAGACCUGGGCACCUGGAGGAAAAGACGCAACGCUCUGCCCAACAUCAUGAUCAACACAAACCAGACCCGCUCGUGAGACUGACCGCUCCCCCUCCCCCGCCUGCCUUUCUCACACUGUAAAUAAUCUGAAUCCUCCGCAACUGACGACAAGAAGCAUUUCUGAGUGACGCCACUGUUAAAACAUGUCCCAUUAAAAAAACCUCUCUCAAGUCUGACAAGAGAAAGGUACGGCACUUUUCUUACAGAGCUAUGAGUGCGCCACACGUCAGAAAAUCACAUGCGAAGAUUUAAGUUGUUGAACGAAAAAAUCCUGGACAACCAAAAAACCUGGGCUGUGCUCGUCAGCCUUGAUUGUAAAGACUGUUUGCUCCUGGAGGAGGAGCAGAGCUGUGUGUUUUUUGAAAAGCAUGACUGAACCGACUGACUGCAACAAAAAGAACAAUUGUAAUGUCAUUUUUUUAUACCAGACAGUGGGGGUUUUGGUACGUGGAGGUGGAGACAUGGCGAGAGCUUCUGUUCAGUGGUUUCUGUUUGUUGUCACUGCCCUCUCCUGUCCGUGUGCCGCCCUCUACUGUCCGCCGGCAGCAGAGCAACUUUCACUGCCAGAGAUGCAGUUGAGCGAGAGCCUGUUUGACAGGCUGAGCAGACCUCCUGUAUCACUGUGUUUAAUCUACGUAACAGCAAUAAUCUCUGCCAGUUCCACAAUAAGUAGCUACUGUACGUGGUUUUGAUUUCCCAGGAUUCCUUUGGCCUUCAGGUGUUACUGAGUUUCAUGUGGCAGAAUCAACUCAAGUCUCAAAUCUGAUCGUGUUUGUCGGCAUCGUUAAAUCUUCCCUCCGUGAUCCCGACAUGAAGGAGUUCAGAUAAUCUUUGUGCCAUGAGAGCAGUUUGUGAGUUCAGUCUCCUUUAACUGUUUCCUGUCGACAUCAGGUAAAGUCAGACGCCACAGUUGUGCUGAGAACAGUUUUUCAACCUUGCGUUCAGGAGGGCCAUGAGACGGACAGCUCAAAAUUUGGCACUGUACGUUUCUGCCAACCGCGGAUACAUUAUUUUUGUAGUCCAUACGUUAAAACUUUACGUGUCAGCAACACUUUGGUGAAUGUGUGGUUACGUUUAGGCACAAAACCCAAUUGGUUCUGGUAGGGCUGCCCCUUCAUUAAUAUAGGCCUAUAUUUUAUCUCCAAGUGCACGUCACACACUGAGCGAGCCGCCUGUUAAUGAC
Epinephelus lanceolatus (giant grouper) is the source of this 5289-nucleotide messenger RNA. RefSeq names its product Rho guanine nucleotide exchange factor 49 (gene arhgef49). Gene Ontology annotation, biological process: positive regulation of Rho protein signal transduction. The record is from RefSeq and is a predicted model, not a curated record. Gene Ontology annotation, molecular function: guanyl-nucleotide exchange factor activity. Lineage: Eukaryota; Metazoa; Chordata; Actinopteri; Perciformes; Serranidae.